GCUUCUGGCUCUCCGGCUGCAGCGUACCACUACGAUCAGGCAACCAGCAGCAGCGAGCAACGCUUUCUCUCUCCCCCCCGACCUAAACAAUGACUACUACCAGCACCACUGAGCGGAGGUCGGGGAUCCAGUAGCAUGCGUAAAACACGGCACCAAAUCUCUCCAUUUCGCCGCUUUUCCAAACCGUUGACUUUAACGCGCCAGCUGUAAACAUGUGGAUACCCACUGAACACGAGAAAUACGGCGUCGGCUUGUCGGUGGCUCUCCAGCUCCUUCACGGGGACAUAGACCAGCUGAGGAGGGAGUACCUGGUCCUGUUCAAGCGCGGUGUCUCCAUCACCAGGAAGCUGGGCUUCUCUGACGUCAUCAUGCCAGGAGAGAUGCGCAACGACCUCUACAUCACCCUGGAGAGGGGCGAGUUUGAAAAGGGCGGGAAGAGCGUGGCGCGCAACGUGGAGGUGACCGUGUACGUGCUCGACAUCGACGGGCAGAUCCUCAAGAGUCACGUUGCGGCGGGGUCCGGUGAGCCCGGUGGGGACGACUACCACUCGUUGGUGCUGUACCACAACAACACCCCCCGCUGGGCGGAGCACGUCAAGCUGCCCAUCCCCGUGGACAUGUUCCGCGGCUCGCACGUCCGCUUCGAGUUCAGACACUGCUCCACCAAAGACAAGGGGGAGAAGAAGCUGUUUGGCUACUCCUUCGUGCCUCUGAUGCAGGAGGAUGGACGGACACUGCCGGACGGCACGCAUGAGCUCAUCAUCCACAAGUGCGAGGAGAACGCCAACCUCGGGGAGUGCAGUCGCUACAUCAAGCUGCCCUUCUCCAAGACCAACCUGCCGGCCAACAACCAGACCCUCAAGUCCACCAAGGAGUCCUUCUGGAUCACCAGCUUCCUGUGCUCCACCAAGCUCACGCAGAACGGUGACAUGCUGGACCUGUUAAAGUGGCGGGCCCACCCGGAGCGCAUCAACGACAGCCUUUCCAAACUGAAGGAGAUCGAUGGCUCUGAGAUCGUUAAGUUCCUGCAAGACACCCUGGACACCCUGUUUGGUAUUCUGGACGAGAGCUCCAAGAGAUAUGGGCUCAAGGUGUUUGAUUCGCUGGUUCACAUUAUAAACCUUCUCCAGGACAGCAAGUUCCAGCAUUUCAAACCAGUCAUGGACACGUACAUUGAGAGCCACUUCGCCGGAGCACUGUCAUACAGGGACCUCAUCAAGGUGCUGAAGUGGUACGUGGAUCGCAUCGUGGAAGCAGAGCAUCAGGAUCACAUCCAGCAGGUGCUAAAGGCUAGCGAGUACAUCUUCAAGUACAUCAUCCAGUCCCGCCGGCUCUACUCGCUCGCGACCGGCGGCCAGAACGAGGACGAGUUCCGGAUCUGCGUCCACGAGCUCUUCAUGUCCAUCCGCUUCUUCCUGUCCCAGGAAAACAAGGCCGCCUGCCCCGUCACGCAGACACAGGCGGUGUUCCUACGGACCUUCCCGGCGAUCUACGCUGAGCUGCUGAAGAUCUUCACGGUGCGCGAGGUGGCUGGCUUCGUCCGCGAGACGCUGGCCAGCCUGCCCACCACGGCUCAGUCAGAGUGCCCCCUAGAGGCCGUGAAGCUGCAGUGCAUCGCCAAGACGGUGGAGAGCCAGCUGUACACCAACCCGGAGUCGCGGUGCGUCCUGGUCCCGGUGGUUCUGCGCCUCCUCCAGGCCCACAUGCAGGAGCAGCGAGAGCUGGUGAUGUGCGCCCGCAUCCUCACCUCCAUGCUGUCGCUCAUCAAGAAGGAGGAGACCGGCACGCCCGAGCCGGUGAUGUCUGAGGAGGUGGAGCUUAUCGUGGACAGCCUGCUGGGGGUGCUCCUACGGACCAUCCUGGAGAUCACCAACAGACCCCAGCCCGCGGGGUCCUCCCUCAGGCUGCAGUUCCAGGACGUCACCGGGGAGUUUGUGGGCUGUCUGCUGGCACUGCUCAGGGAGAUGAGUGACCGACACUACCAGCAGCUGCUGCAGUCCUUCACCAGCAAGGAAGACCUACGGGACUUCCUUCUGCAAAUCUUCACCGUGUUCAGGAUUCUCAUUCGCCCAGAGAUGUUUCCCAAAGACUGGACCGUGAUGCGAUUGGUCACCAACAAUGUCAUCAUCACAACGGUGCUAUAUCUGUCUGAUGCACUGAGAAAGAACUUCCUCAAUGACAAGUUUGACUACAAGGUGUGGGACUCGUAUUUCUACCUAUCGGUGAUCUUCAUCAACCAGCCCUGCCUCCAGCUGGAGUCCUUCUCCCCCUCGAAGAGGAAGAGGAUCCUGGAGAAAUACGGGGACAUGAGGGUGAUGAUGGGCUGUGAGAUCUUCAGCAUGUGGCAGAAUUUAGGGGAGCACAAGCUGAACUUCAUCCCGGCUAUGAUCGGGCCCUUCCUGGAGGUCACGCUGGUGCCGCAGCCCGACCUCCGGAACGUCAUGAUCCCCAUCUUCCACGACAUGAUGGACUGGGAGCAGAGGCGCAGCGGGAACUUCAAGCAGGUGGAGGCCAAGCUGAUCGACAAGCUGGACAGCCUAAUGUCUGAGGGGAAGGGCGACGAGACCUACCGGGAGCUCUUCAACAGCAUAAUUCCUCUGUUCGGUCCGUACCCUAGCCUGCUAAAGAAGAUUGAGCGAGAGACAUGGAGAGAGAGUGGCAUCUCUCUGAUUGCCACUGUCACGCGUCUAAUGGAGAGGCUGCUGGACUACAGGGACUGCAUGAAGCUGGGCGAGGUGGACGGCAAGAAGAUAGGCUGCACCGUCAGCCUCCUGAACUUCUACAAGACGGAGCUAAACAAGGAGGAGAUGUAUAUCCGCUACAUCCACAAGCUGUACGACUUGCAUCUCAAAGCACAGAACUAUACCGAGGCCUCGUACACGCUCCUGCUGUACGACGAGCUGCUGGAGUGGUCGGAGCGCCCGCUCCGGGAGUUCCUCAACUACCCCAUGCAGAGCGAGUGGCAACGCAAGGAGUGCCUCCACCUCACCAUCGUCCAGAACUUCGACCGGGGAAAGUGUUGGGAGAAUGGGAUUAUCUUGUGUCGAGAGCUGGCCGACCAAUAUGAGUCCUUCUAUGACUACAGGAACUUGAGCAAGAUGAGAAUGAUGGAAGCGUCCCUCUACGACAAAAUCAUGGACCAGCAAAGGCUAGAACCUGAAUUCUUCCGAGUGGGUUUCUAUGGAAAGAAGUUCCCCUUCUUCCUACGGAACAAGGAGUUUGUGUGCCGUGGCCAUGACUACGAGAGGCUGGAGGCCUUUCAGCAGCGGAUGCUCAACGAAUUCCCCUACGCCAUAGCCAUGCAGCACGUGAACCAGCCCGACCAAACCAUCUACCAGGCAGAGGCCCAGUACCUGCAGAUCUACGCCGUGACCCCGAUCCCGGAGAGCCAGGACGUGCUGCAGCGGGACGGCGUGCCCGACAACAUCAAGAGCUUCUACAAGUUCAACCAUAUCUGGCGCUUCCGCUACGAUCGGCCGUUCCACAAAGGCACCAAGGACAAGGAGAACGAGUUCAAGAGCUUAUGGGUGGAGAGAACGACACUCACUCUGGUGCAGAGUCUACCCGGCAUCUCGAGGUGGUUCGAGGUGGACAAAAGAGAGUUGGUGGAGGUGAGCCCGCUGGAGAACGCCAUCGAGGUGAUCGAGAACAAGAACCUGCAGCUGCGGACGCUGAUCAGCCAGUGUCAGAGCCGGCAGAUGCAGAACGUCAACCCCCUGACCAUGUGCCUCAACGGGGUGGUGGACGCCGCCGUCAACGGGGGUCUGGCCCGCUACCAGGAGGCCUUCUUCGUGAAGGACUACGUGAUGAACCACCCAGAGGACGGGGACAAGAUCACCCGCCUGAGGGAGCUCAUGUUCGAACAGGCGCACAUCCUGGAGUACGGUCUGGCCGUGCACGAGAAGUACGUCCCUCAGGAUAUGAGGCCUCUGCAUAAGAAGCUGGUGGACCAGUUCCACCUCAUGAAGUCCAGUCUGGGAAUACAGGAGUUUCCGGCGUACGUGCGCGCCAGUCCCGUGCACUUCACCAACGGAAGCCCGCGCACGUGCAGGAACUCGGUGCCCAACAUCAUCAGUCCAGAGGGAGGCAGGGGGGGGGUGGCCCGACGCAGUCCCCUCAGCUACCCGGCUGCGAACCGCUACUCGUCUUCGUCGCUGUCGUCCCAGGCCUCCAACGAAGUCAGCAACAUCACGGGCCAAUCAGAGAGCUCAGACGAGGUCUUCAACAUGCAGCCCAGCCCCUCUACCUCGAGCCUCAGCUCCAACCACUCCGCCUCGCCUAACGUGACGAGCUCAGCCCCGUCCAGUGCCCGAGGUUCCCCGCAGCUGGCCGACAAACACAAGCACUGCCGGGACAACACGUGUCUCUCUCCGCGGGACCGUCCCGUCAGCGCUGUGUUCCCCAACCCCCUGGACCCCGCACAGAGAGCUUCCUCGCACCAGAUGGGGGACGCCACUCUUCCCAGGAGUGACCCCAACCUUUCAGCCCCCGAUAAAGAUAAGGUCAAAGAGGGCAUGCGUCCUUUCCAAUGCCCCCCCGUCCCUCCUAGAGGCUUACUGACAGGCUCCUCUGUGAAGAACAUGAGGUCACAGUCGCCCGUCCUCACGUCCAGAUCCCCUCAGAAGAACACCCUGCCGCCCUUCACGCCCUCCCCCACCGAGUGCCCGUCGGCGGGGCUGGUCUCCGCCUCGCCCGUCCUCUCCGGCAGCUACAGCAGCGGCAUCUCCUCGCUGAGCCGCUGCAGCGUGUCCGACGCCUCGGCCACCGAGUACGGCACCCUGGGCGCCGACCACGGCCCCGCCUCCGCCGCCGCGCUGGCCCUGCCCCUCGGCGUGCCCAACUCCGCCUCCGAGGAGCGUGAGGUGCGGCGGGAGAACAAGACGCCGCCGCCGUACAGCGUGUACGAGCGCAACAACCCGUGCCGCCGUCCCGUGCCGCUGCCGCACAGUCUGUCGGUGCCGCCGGCCGCCCAGUCUUCGUCGUGCUCCUCGUCUUCGUCGCAGGCGGACCCCCCGGCGCUGCCGCCGAAGCCCCACCAGCUGCGCACCAGCAGCAUGAAGCUGGACUCUUCGGCGUCGCUGUCCUCCGACCCCCGCGUGACCCGACCCCGCCCGCUGCCCCGCAAGGUGUCCCAGCUAUAGGUGCUGAUUCCUGGUUGUACACCACGGUGGUGGUGGUGGUAAAGGUGGUGGUGGUGGUGGUGGUGGUGGUGUGGUGGGAAAGAUGAAGACACAAAAUGAAAAUGAGGAGAAAACACACAAAAAAAAACACUGGCGCGUUUUGCACUUUUGUACCUGGGCACUCUGUUUGUUUCUUUUUUUGUUUUUCUGAAACUCUUUUGGUUUAACAGUCCUGACCCGUAAUAGACCAUUUCAAGAAGAUGCGCAGAUUAACCGGCAGGAGAGAGACGGAGAGAGAGAGAGAAUGAGAGCGAAAGAGACAGAGACAGAGAGAGAGAGAGAGAGAGAGAGAGAGAGAGAGAGAGAGAGAGAGAGAGAGCAGGGGGAGGUUGUUAAACUGUGGCACUUUCCGUCUCUUUUUCUGUCCGUGCAAGACACACAAAGACAAGGGCAUCGCAUACACGUCGUCAUUCCGUACUUUUAGAUUUAGCUCUCUUUGUAGGCACCGAGGUAAACCAUGCCCAUAUCUUCACCGGGAACGUUCAUCAAAAUCCUUUUUUGAUAGAUGUAAUUAUCCGAAUAUAUGUAUAUUGGCUUACAUAACAAGUGUUUUUUGCCUUAAGUAUCGGAAACAAAGUCUUUUAUCCGUGUCUUGCACGUUUUUAAGUACUCUGUACUUUUGUAUACUUGUAUUGGCUACACAAGGUGCUAGGUGUGUACGCAUUUCAGCUUAGAGUAGAGGAAUCGGGUGUGAUUUACUGUAGUUGUGUACACAUAGGGCGGGCAAAACGCACACUUCAAGGAAAUGCAUUCGCUGAUGUGUUUGGGUUGAAGAGGAUGAAGGAAUCACCUCACCCCCCCGACAUACAAAUUGAUAUUGAUGAUAUUGUUUGAAAUACGCCCCCACAAAUACAUUCAUCUUAAGAUGGCGGCAGACCAAGGUUAUGAUGAUGAACUACAAAAUGAAUGUCUUAAUAUGGCAGAUUAGGUCACUCUCAGAACAUGCUGCUGUGUACAUUGCACAGCGAGAUAACCUAACAUUGUGGUUUGACUGCCUCCAAACGUACUUACUAACGAUGCUGAAUAGAAAGAAUUGUAAAGUAGUAACGCAGUAAAUACAUUUGAAUAGACAAUAGUACAGGAUGUACAAUUUACGUGUGCAUUAUGUACAGUUACAAUAAGCGGAUUUACAACGUGUACAAUGUACAUGUACAAUAUACCGGUAUCUGACUACAACCCAGUUACUUGACUGACAUUGUAUUCUCUAUAAAACAAAUAUAUUGAAACUCCAUAUUACUUGCAGUGCAUUUGGACGAGCAUUUUAUUUGAUCAAAUCUAAUCGUACAUCAAACCAUUCUAGAAGUGUUAUAUUUAUUUAAACAAAUCCCAACCCCAAAUUGCUUGCCAUUUAUUUUCAAUCGUGAACGCUGAUGAUAAACGCACUUCCUAAAUUAGCGCGUCCGAUAUUAUUGGUUAAUCUGGGCGUUGAUUGCCACGGCUGUAACAGAGAACACACACCUUCCCCUGCAUGAGUUGUAGAUUCACACAACGAGAGAUCUGUAGAGGUUUUGCAGAGUAUUGUGCCAAAGUAUAUUGUUCAGUAUGCUGUACAAAACCAUGAAACUAUAACUGAAAUCGAGGUAGCGGUGUAGGCUAAGCGAGAGUGACAGAAUUCACAGAAUUAAAAACGUUUUUUUGGGUCAAGAUGACUGCACCACAAUAUUAAGUCAAGUCUUCUAAUCAGAGACGACUUUAGACGAGCACAAUUUAAUUUUUCUAUUAAUUGUUAGUACAUUUCUACUUUUAGAGUCACUGAGGGGGUUUUGACACGGCAGUUAUUAUGAGAGAAACAUAAUUUAAUCUCAAACUGCCAUUUGCUGUCUAAAAUGACAACUGGAUACCAGGACUUUAGUGGCGGCAAACUUUGUCAAACCAACCGUUGUAUAGAGGAAUAUUUGUACAGAGGACAUCAAAUGUUUCUGUUUAUUUUGAAGAUGGAUGUCGAUUUAGUGGGGUGGAAAUGGUCACCCCAGUCGGAUCACCGAGGGUGAUGUGAAGGUAAAUUAUGUUUUGAGGGGAGGUACUGACACUUUUUUUUAAAACUCUGGUAUUGCUUGUAUGUUCCACUUGUUGAUGAAUAAUUCCCCCUUCUUGAUUUCUUGUGAAUUUUUGUUAUUAAAUAUUCACAUUAAUCAGUACAUGAGAAAUUGUAAAUUAUACGAUGAGAUUGUUGUAAGUAUGCCAAAUAUAGUACUUUUGUGUAUUACUAUUACUGUAAAUAAUGUGUUUUUAACAAAAAUGUAGCUAUAACAAUUUACAGCUUUGAAUGUUGGAAAAGCAAAUUAUUAUUAUUAUUAUUAUAAAUGUUUCAAAUUUUAUGUUUUUGUGAGCGUAGAAAAAAAUUAAGGUCAUGCAUUCCGACACCUAAUCCAUUUACCAGUUCAAUAAACUGCCCAUGUAAUAAAACAAGCUUGAUCAAUAGAUUGA
This is a messenger RNA of Gadus morhua (Atlantic cod), 7607 nucleotides long. It is a transcript of the gene dock4b, whose product is annotated as dedicator of cytokinesis 4b. Lineage: Eukaryota; Metazoa; Chordata; Actinopteri; Gadiformes; Gadidae. Gene Ontology annotation, biological process: small GTPase-mediated signal transduction; cell chemotaxis. The record is from RefSeq and is a predicted model, not a curated record. Gene Ontology annotation, cellular component: plasma membrane; cytoplasm. Gene Ontology annotation, molecular function: small GTPase binding; guanyl-nucleotide exchange factor activity.